Cotesia congregata is the source of this 390-nucleotide messenger RNA. The record is from the annotation of a GenBank genome assembly. Lineage: Eukaryota; Metazoa; Arthropoda; Insecta; Hymenoptera; Braconidae.
AUGAGUUCUGAUGAAUCGGGAGCUGAAUUGAGGUGCCACUCUAAAAAGGCUCGUGUUCUGACAUUAAGUCAAGUAAACAAAUUUCUCAAUGAUUCUGAUGAUUUGAAUAAUCUAGCGAAUAAAGUUAUCUUGACAUUUAGAGUCUUGGGCGCACUCAGAACCAGUGAAAUAUGUAAUCUGAAUAUUCAGGAUAUUGAAGACACUGGAAUUCCAUCUGCUACUAUCACCAACGAAGCUCCAUCUACCUCCACUGCCAAUCAAAACAAUCCAAAAACAAAUUUGAAUGAUGAUGAUGCACAAUUUACAGUCACAAUCAAUGACAGCAAAAAUUGUUUCCUCCGUAAUUUUACUGUCGAUCAAGAAUAUUACGGUAUCAUUCACAAUUUCUAA